AUGGUUCAAUUAAAUAUCUUACUAUUCCCAGGCUGUGAGGACAUCGUGGUGGAGAGCCUGUCCCUGGACUCCCUGGUCCCCAUCCUGAAGUGGAGCUGUCAGCCUUACGGCUCCAAGUGGGUCUAUCGCCAGGCCCUGCACUUCCUGUGUGAGGAGUUCAGCCAGGUCAUGACCUCUGACGUACUCUACGAGCUUAGCAAGGAGCACCUGCUCACCGCCAUCCAGUCAGACUACCUGCAGGUGACCACUGCUGUCUGUGUGAUUGGACUGAAUGCAUUUACCAAUGAUGUUAUCCUGUCUAAAUUACUCCAUUUGUUGUCAGUGCUUUGAUUAUAAUGGCUGACAAAAUAAAUAUGUAACUGCAUCUUUUUAUGUAUUUUCACCCCUCCAGUUCUCACGCAAAUCUGCGAGACAGCUAGGGCAUGAUUGGUUUGAUAACAUUAUUUAGUGAAGUGGCUUCACGCACACAGAUGCAUAAACCCAAACACACAUAGUCUGGAGCACAGACAGUGAGAACAUUCCCUGGAGGCAUUGCCUUCAAGCUGAGCUCUGGUCUGCUCUGCUGUGCCAAGCUCCCUGGGUGUCACACAGGAUGGCUGAGGUGAAACGCUGUACUCCAACCAGACAAAUACAACACUCGGCCACAACUACACCGUGUCACACCAUCAACCACAAAUGCAAGCAUCCUCACUGCAAUGUUUAACCUUGUCAUUACUCGUUUCCUUCCCUAUCACCAUCCCCCAAUCUUCCUCUCUCUCUUUCACAGGCGAGUGAGCAGGACAUUCUCAAGUACGUUGUGAAGUGGGGCGAGCAGCAGCUUAUUAAGAGGAUGACAGACAGGGGUAAGAUAAUACACCUCAUAAUUACCCUCAGAGCAGGCCCCCUAAUGGCUCUGGGAAAAUACACUCCAAAGGGCUAUAAAAGAAGCCAAGUUUUAUCCUUAAAAUGGGAGACUGAAGCACCUCAAUCGUAGAUUGCAGUAUUUUGUUUUUGUGUGACUCUGAACCCGACUGAAAAUACUGUAUCAUAAAACAAUAAUGAGUCUAGUGUGUGUGUGUGUGUGUGUGUGUGUGUUGGCCGUACUAACCAUAGAAUUACAAAAAUAAUCACUACUAACUGUGUGUUUUUUGCGGCUGGUUUCUUUUCCCAGAGCCCAACGUGCUGAGCGGGACGGCCCACAGUGUGAACAAGCGGGGGGUGAAGAGGAGGGACCUGGAUUUGGAAGAACUGAAGGAGAUCCUGUCCCCGCUGCUACCCUUCAUCCGCACCGAGCACAUUCUCCCUGCCAACAGCGACGUCCUCUCUGACGCGGUCAGUAGCCAUGGAUGAUGCGUCAUAUGUUGGCUUCAAUACAGUUUCUGCUGCCAAUACAUAAAGUGCAACCUAUCUAUCAUGUUGACUGACCUGUCCCUCUAGGUGUGUUCUCUUUAAAUCAUCCCCCUCCUCUUCCCGUCCACAGACGAAGAGGGGUCUGAUCAGCACACCUCCCUCGGACAUGCUGCCCAUGACAGAGGGGGGCAAGGCCAAUUCUUGGUUGCGACAGAAGAACGCUGGCAUCUACGUGCGGCCCCGCCUCUUCUCUCCCUAUGUAGAGGAAGCCAAGGUAGGACACUCAGCAUUGAGGGGUUAAUGACGAUCAGCACGGUUAACAGAGUGCAGGUUAUCUCUGUUCGAUCUCGUCUCUCUAAGAGGGUUUGGGUCAGGCCGAGGUCGGACAGACUCCUAACCCGUCUCCUUCUCCCAUCAGUCUGUGCUGGAUGAGAUGAUGGUGGAGCAGACAGAUCUGGUGCGUCUGCGUUUGGUGCGCAUGUCCAACGUGCCUGACACCCUCUACAUGGUCAACAACACCGUGCCACAGUGCUGUCACAUGAUCAACCAUCAGCAGAUGGCCAGCAACCAGACCACCGUCCCGUCCGUGGUGGCCAAUGAGAUCCCAGGUUAAAGGAGAAGACUGGUGCCAAUAAGGAAGCCAUUUUGUAUAACAUAUUAGUAACAUUUACAUGGUCCACUAAUCAUCUGUGUGUCUGUGUGUCCUGUCAGUACCCAGACUGGCGGUGGUGAAGGACAUGAUCCGGAGACUGCAGGAGCUGAGGCACACAGACCAGGUCCAGAGGUCCUACGCCCUAAACUGUGGCGAGGGGGCCACCGUCAGCUAUGAGCUGCAGUUGCGUGUGCUGAGGGAGUUUGGCCUGGCGGACGGAGCCACUGAGCUACUGCAGGUGAGAGGAAACACCCUUGGGUACAGGGAGGACCAGGUCUGAGAAUGUAACCAGGCUGUAGACUGAUAGAGACUUCGUGUACUAUGCUGAUGACUUGUAUGUGUUGUAGUUGAAGACCAUUUAGAUGCUAAUGCUAAAUCUUUUGUUUGUUUAUUCUCAGAACCCUUACAAGUUCUUCCCUGAGGAGCGUUUUGGAGACGAGAGUCCGGUUCUGGCCCUGCGCCAGGCAGGACGUUGUCGGGUCAACAGCAGCCCAGCGAUGGACAGCAUGUUCUCAGACCUGGAGGGCAUGGCUGGGUUUCACCCCCCGCUGCCUCCCCCUCCACCCCCGUACCACCCCCCUGCCACCCCCAGCCAUGCCCAGCUGAAGGGGGCCUGGAGGCCCCAUGUACCCAUCCCACCCCCCACCCGCUCCUUCUCCUACCCCUGUAACCGCACCCAGCUCCAGCUCCACGCCUCAGCCAAGCAUGGCAGCCCUGACUACCCCUCCGCCCCCAGGCCUCCACCUCCAGACUGCACCAACCCCCAGGCCAUUGGCCGAGCCCUGCUUGCAGAACCACAGGUGAAGAUCCACAUGUCAUGCUGUGUGUGUAUUGCUUUUGGUCAUUGUAGCUGUAGAAGUGUAUUGUGCUGUGUUCAUGUAUAGCUCUAACUAGCUGUGUUUGUGUGCUUCUGUUUGUCUCUCCAGCUGAGCAUGGAGCCUGUGAUGAGGGAGUUCAUGCCUGACAUCGCUCUGGGCGUCUCUGUCAUGACCCUGAGGGAGCACCAUAUGGGGGACGGUCACAACCCUCACCCUCAUGGCCCCAUGGCCCCCCCGACUCCACACCUCCCCCCCGGACCCUGUCCCUCAACUCGCCUCAGCCUCAGCCAUGGCCACGCUCAUUCCUGUAAGAGGCACGCUCCAGAGCCCAAGCUGGAGGCCCAGGCAGAGUUCCCUGACCUCUACGACUUCUCCUGCCGACCAGCCACCCCGACCUCCAGCCACCCCCUGGGCCCCUUCGCAGGGCCAGACCUCUACAGCCACAGCUCCUCCAGCAGCUUCCCUCCCUCCUACAUGUCUGACACCCAGGGACGAACAGCCGAGGCACGCUCUGACCCCCUGCGCCUGGACGUGCUGGGCCUGCCCCCCCAGCGGCUAGAUGGAGCUCUGGCUAAUCCCUCUAGUUCCCAGGCCAAGGCAGGACAUGUCCCUAGAGGACGAUCAAACAAUGAGACUGACCUCACUCACGGCCUUGGCCACUUGUGGGGCUCCGCUAGUGGAAACCUAGACGGGUAUGAGGAGCGGCCAUCGGCCCACAGUGAACCCCAGGAGGAGAUGGGGGUUACUGGCGAGUCCACAGGGUCAGGGGCCCAGCAGCCUCAUAGAAAUAGUGUUAGCGAGGAGGCUAACAGAGACCGCAGGUCGCCUAACAAGCCUGACUACCCUUACAAGAAGUCAGCACUUUAA
This is a messenger RNA of Coregonus sp. 'balchen', 3666 nucleotides long. NCBI's taxonomy places the organism in Eukaryota, Metazoa, Chordata, Actinopteri, Salmoniformes, Salmonidae. The record is from the annotation of a GenBank genome assembly.